GGUGGCUGCUGCAGCCUCCGCUGCCGGUUCGGGCCACACUGCCUGCCGCCGGCGAUGCUCCAGCGGCCCGGGCAGCCAUGGAGGCCGAGGCCGGCGGCCUGGAGGAGCUGACGGACGAGGAGAUGGCGGCUCUGGGCAAGGAGGAGCUGGUGCGGCGGCUGCGGCGGGAGGAGGCGGCGCGCCUGGCGGCCCUGGUGCAGCGCGGCCGCCUGAUGCAGGAGGUGAACCGGCAGCUGCAGGGUCACCUGGGCGAGAUCCGCGAACUCAAGCAGCUGAACCGGCGUCUGCAGGCUGAGAACCGCGAGCUGCGCGACCUCUGCUGCUUCCUGGACUCGGAGCGCCAGCGCGGCCGGCGCGCCGCUCGCCAGUGGCAGCUGUUCGGGACCCAGGCAUCCCGGGCCGUGCGCGAGGACCUGGGCGGCUGUUGGCAGAAGCUGGCCGAGCUGGAGGGACGCCAGGAGGAGCUGCUGCGGGAGAACCUGGCGCUGAAGGAGCUCUGCCUGGCGCUGGGCGAGGAGUGGGGGCCCCGCAGCGGUCCUGGCGGAGCGGGGGGCCCCGGGGCCGCGCCGACCCCUGAGCUCGCCCUGCCCCCCUGCGGCCCCCGAGACCUGGGCGAUGGAAGCUCCAGCACGGGCAGCGUGGGCAGCCCCGAUCAGUUGCCCCUGGCCUGCUCCCCCGAGGACUGAGGGAGCUGCUUCCUCCUCGCCGACGCCCGCCCGGCUUGCGUCCGGAGCACCUGGGCACCGCUGCGGACCUCAGGGCCUGGAUGCCAGCCCCGACUGCGCCCCGAGAUGAACCCCAGCGUCCAGGAGGAGGGUCCCCCGCGCUCGCUGGCGGGGCAGCGGGGGGACUGGAGGCUGCAGCCGACGGGCUGGCUUGGGGCUGGGCGGGGGGCUAAUAAACCGGCACGGAAGUGGA
Messenger RNA from Ochotona curzoniae (black-lipped pika), 918 nucleotides. RefSeq names its product coiled-coil domain containing 85B (gene CCDC85B). Lineage: Eukaryota; Metazoa; Chordata; Mammalia; Lagomorpha; Ochotonidae. Gene Ontology annotation, cellular component: nucleus. Bases 78 to 686 code for a protein of 202 amino acids. Gene Ontology annotation, biological process: negative regulation of DNA-templated transcription. The record is from RefSeq and is a predicted model, not a curated record. The transcript has a single exon.